AUGCAGACUCCCAGCGGAUUGGGAAGCGUGUCAGUUGGAGUAAGAGGGAAGGAUAUUGUUGUUCUUGGUGUGGAAAAGAAGUCUGUGGCAAAACUUCAGGAUGAAAGAACUGUACGGAAGAUCUGUGCUCUCGAUGACAAUGUCUGCAUGGCUUUUGCAGGGCUGACAGCUGAUGCUAGAAUAGUUAUAAAUAGAGCUCGUGUGGAGUGUCAAAGCCACAGACUUACAGUGGAGGAUCCUGUCACCGUGGAGUACAUCACGCGUUACAUUGCUAGUCUGAAACAGAGAUACACACAAAGCAACGGUCGCAGACCUUUUGGUAUCUCUGCUCUUAUCGUGGGAUUUGACUUUGAUGGAACCCCCCGGCUGUACCAGACCGAUCCUUCUGGUACAUACCAUGCUUGGAAGGCUAACGCCAUUGGCAGAGGAGCCAAAUCUGUGCGUGAAUUUCUGGAGAAAAACUAUACUGACGAAGCCAUUGAAACAGAUGAUCUAACUAUUAAACUUGUCAUCAAGGCUCUUCUUGAGAUCCUAAAUCCUGAAGAGAUUGAGAAGUACGUUGCUGAAAUUGAAAAAGAAAAGGAAGAAAAUGAAAAGAAAAAACAGAAGAAAACAUCAUGAUGAAUGAAAUUAAACUGCUUAGCUCCUUCUUUUUAAUUCAAGUGAUGGGUUAUUCUGUAUAGACAACAUGUAGGCAUUCCACUUACUCAUACUGUGCUCUCGAGACCUACAAUAAACCUACUGACUUUUUUUUUAAGCUGUUAUUUUAAAAAAAAUCUGUCUGUUCCUUGGAUUUUAAUAACCUAGGAUUAUUUGGCUGGCUACAAACCAGCAGUAGUGACCCAUUAAAGGAUAAAGACUUUGUUUGCAUUUUUCUCCUCA
This is a messenger RNA of Aptenodytes forsteri (emperor penguin), 882 nucleotides long. It is a transcript of the gene PSMA7, whose product is annotated as proteasome subunit alpha 7. Gene Ontology annotation, cellular component: proteasome core complex; proteasome core complex, alpha-subunit complex; nucleus. The transcript is spliced from 6 exons. NCBI's taxonomy places the organism in Eukaryota, Metazoa, Chordata, Aves, Sphenisciformes, Spheniscidae. Bases 1 to 621 code for a protein of 206 amino acids. The record is from RefSeq and is a predicted model, not a curated record.